Linnemannia hyalina is the source of this 1737-nucleotide messenger RNA. The record is from the annotation of a GenBank genome assembly. Lineage: Eukaryota; Fungi; Mortierellomycota; Mortierellomycetes; Mortierellales; Mortierellaceae.
AUGCUGCCACUAUCCCUGGGCCCACUUUCCUCCUCUUCAUCCACACUGGCCGGAUCCUCAGGAAAGACUCCCAUAAACGUCGUCUUCAUCAUCGACACUCAUCUUCCCCAUGUCGCCUCCUCCUCAACCUCGUCUUCUGCUCACGCUGCCAGACGUGCUGCAACUCUACUCAAAUGCUCCAUCGUCCGCAUCCUCCUCUACUUUCAGUGUAACAUGGACCCAAAGUUCCAGUGGACCUUCACCUUCUACAACUCGCGUGGAACUCAGGAGAUUGGCCUUGUCACCAAGAGGAUGCUCCGGAGCAUGGAUAUUCAGACCAUCGAUGACUGUGUGCAAGAAUACACAAAGAUUGUCGCGAGUGAAGCUGCAUCAUCACCAACCUCAGCCGCCGCGGCAAGCAAGGUUGGAGCGAUCGGCCACAGUUCGCCCUGUUACAGUCUGCGGCGUCAGCUCGUGCACUCCCUUGCCGACUUUGGACUCGACAUUGCCUCCUACCAGUCGCCUAUAAAACCCUCUGCGACUCUUGCGCGUGCCCAAUCGCUUCAGAAGCACUUUCCACCUGUCAACAUCAAGAAUUACAUCUACGUGAUAUCACCUUUACCACGAUCGUGGUCAGAGACCACAUUUUUUCUGGACGGCAAGAAGUCCAACGACACCAACUUGCUCGGACCUCGCAAGGCCGAUAUCCUGGAUGUCCUGAAGGGUAUCAAGGACACAUUUUUCGAGCAGCAGCUGUGGGAUCGCUUUCUGGAUCAGCGAACAAGUUUGAGCUGGAUCGACACCAACACCAAGAACGACAAUGCCAACUCUGCCAAGGCACAGACAAGGGUCUCGACAACACUGCUCGUUCGUUCGACUCUGGAAUUGAUCAUGAGGGCUUUCGGUGGCCACAUCAUUCCUCAAACCGUCCUCUCAGAAGUCGCGGGAUCAAGGGAUAUUUACUCGUUUGCCACCAUUUUUCAGACCUACCGGUCCUUGCAGAUCAGGCCUGGCUUGGGCGUGACCAUGAGCAUGGAGAGUUGGCAAGCAAUUCCAUCCAUGCCCAGCGUCCCUUCCCCGGAAGCACGUCCUGCCAAGGUGAUGUGGUCUGGCGAAAUCUUGUGUACCAAUACACUACAGUUCAUCUGUUCGGUUGACAUCUCUACACCUUUGGUGUUCUCAGAUCUGGACAACCCGUUUGCGGACCAAAUUGUGUCGAUGCAUGUUGUCAAGCGGAUCUCGACGAUAUCACUGAGCUCUUGCUUGCACUCAGUCAAGAUUUCUCACACUAUGUUGUGCUUCCCACGGAACAAUAAGGAUGUCAUGUGCGAGCGCACCAUGUACCUUCUUCGGUCACUGAGCUCCAAGAACGAUGCAUUGCUCAUCCAGAUUACGCUUCUCAGUGUGGAUGCAGGAGAAGAACAGACGGACAAGAUUUUGGACGGGCAACAAGGAACCCAGCAGGUACAGGCGCUGCUAUAUGCAGGGACCCACGGAAGCGGAACUUUGCACAUUCUGAAAGACUUUUCGUAUCUGGAGGAUGUCCCAUUGAGCAAGGAUAUCAACAGGACCUCGGCAAGACCGUUCAGUAUGGCCAUGGUGGAAAAGUCACUGGGAGCCAUUGGAGCGUUUGUGGAUCAACAAAACAGCCGACACCGAUCCAGAACGCCAUACCGCUUGGAAGAGAUGCCCAUCGAUGUCGCUGAGUGUUUUAAACCGCCCCAGGAAACCACGACUGCUGUCACCGAAUCAAAGUAA